Penicillium salamii is the source of this 702-nucleotide messenger RNA. The record is from the annotation of a GenBank genome assembly. Lineage: Eukaryota; Fungi; Ascomycota; Eurotiomycetes; Eurotiales; Aspergillaceae.
AUGCCACUUGGCUGGGUAUCUUCUCUUCUACUCAUUUGUAUUCUUCAGUUGCUCAAGAUGUCAACACCCGAUUACUACAAGAUCUUGGGCAUCACCCAAGAUGCGACCCAACAACAGAUCCGCACUGCCUACAAGAGGGAGUCACUGAAGUCCCAUCCGGAUCGAGUCCCCGCCGACUCACCAGAGCGACCAUCCCGCACUCGGAAGUUCCAAGACAUCAACGAUGCCUAUUAUACCCUUUCUGACCCCACACGCCGUCGUGAAUAUGACUCCACCCGCGCAUUUGAGGCAGAGACCGAAGCAGAGGAAGAAGUUCCACCCGGUGGCUUCUCCUGGUCCAACUUUGGAUUCGGUGGUAGUCGCGAUGACCGGGACAGCGACCAGUUUGGGUCUGUUUUCGAGGAGAUGCUGAGAGAGGAGGGCCUUGCUGAGGAAAAUGAUGGACAAGGCGGCAGAAGGACUCGCCCAACGGGGAGGUUCUGGGCUCUCGUUGGCGGUGUCAGUGGGGGCGCAAUGGGCUUCAUUGUUGGCAACUUCCCUGGCGCCCUUGCUGGUGCUGUCGCGGGUAACCGUCUAGGUGCCGUGCGUGACGCAAAGGGAAAGAGUGUCUACGAGGUAUUCUUAGAUCUUCCCACGCCAGAUCGCACCAGGCUGUUGAGUGAGCUUGCGGCGAAGGUCUUCCAGUCCACUAUGGGCCGUUGA